AUGCCGCGAUCUUCUGGCUAUACCCCCGCCACUACAGGCACCAGCGACGAUUGUCCUGCCACCGAUGAUACCUUUGCCGAUGAACCGAUUAGCCGAGACUCGUCGGUGAUGACGAGUGUCCGCGACCGCAUGUUGGCUCGGCAUGACAGUCUCUUUUCGGUCACAUCCAACUACGAAGACCCCUCGGCCAACGAUUUGAAUAUCUGGCAGGGCGCUACCCUGUUGACCGCAGAUUGCAUGGGAACAGGGUUGCUGGCUUUGCCCGAGGAUAUCAAGGUGUUGGGCCGGUGGUGGGGAUUGGGCUUUUUGAUUCUCAAUCUCCCCAUUAAUUUUUAUGCGGGUACCAUUCUCUCCGAUGCAGCAGCCUAUGUGGAAAGGACGCAGAACGAAGAAAAUGAAGCCUAUGAAAAACGACAGCUUGAAGUACGACAACUGCAGCAGAUUCAAGAAGAGGAAGAAUUGUCCGCUUCCAGCAAGGAUGGACUUAUGAUGGAUUCACCCAAGAAUAAUAGAGGGAAUCGCAGCAAAAAAUACGCCAGUGUGGGACAGACUGAUGAUGAUACCACGGGAGAUACGGCGAGUACUUCCGCUGGUAUUGUCAUGCAAGGAAGCGCUGCUGGAGAGGAGAUUGUGGAUCGGAUACCCGCAUCGCCCACUGCUGCUCCCUCCAGCAAGCAUGAUCAUGCCAAAGUUCAUCAUGACACGGCAACCUAUGAUUUCAUUGGAAUGACACAAGCCAUGUUCAGCUCAAGAAGAGCCACGCGUUGGGUCAUGUUCUUGUUCUAUUGCAACAUUUUUCUGGUUCUUGGGGACUACAUUCUGGUCAUGUCUCAUGCUGUGUCUGCCAUGGUUGGAGAGGAAAGGUUAUGCAUACCCCAAGCAGGGAUACUGGCUUCUACGCUCAUGUAUGGUGUGUCGCAGAUUAGGACCAUGGCAAAUUUGGGUCGUGCUGCCAGCAUCAUUUCACUAUCAGCCUUGUUCGUCGUUGUGGGUCAGUGCUUGUGGGCGGUCCACACAAACAAAACCGACGUGUAUGUCGAGGCCUCUCCAGAGGACUUUGAUGAAUCACCGAGCAUGCUGCGAAAGCUGUCGGCAAUGGGAUCCAUUGGUUUUGCCGUGGGAUCUCAAAAGCUCUUCUUGAACAUUCGUCACGAACUAGCAGAACGGAGCAAGGCACCCCAGACUUUGGCUGCUUCACUGUCGGCAUUUGGAAUCGUUUAUGUCGGCAUCAUUUUGCUCGCUGGUAGUGAUCCACCAGGGUUUCUCUUUGAUGCUAUUCCACCAGGAUGGAAUCGGCAAUUAGCAGGAUUUCUCCUAUGGCUUCAUGUCGUGGUAUCCUAUGCCAUCAAUUCACAGGCCAUUUGCGCCUCGAUGGAUCGUCUCUUCUUCAGCAACAUUAGAACGUGCAGCUUGAAUGAGAAACCGAGAAUACGUUGGAUGUGUCUGACUGGUGGCAUGUCCGUGCUGGCCUUUGUGGUAGCCAAUGCGGUUCCUUUCUUCAAGGACCUCGUUGCCUUGAUUGGGGCCAUGACCAGUGUCCCGUUGUCAUUGCUGCUUCCCGCCGUCUAUUUCAGACGUUUCCUGCAAGUUUCCAUAUGGAUUCCAACGAAAGAAACAUUGGGCUCAUAUUCCCUGCUUGUGUACGGUUGUGUCUUCAUGACAUUUGCGUUGGCAGGUGCCAUUAGUUCCAUUGAAAUGGACUGGUCGAAUCAUGGCGGCGUCUUUUCCUGCCAUUAGCCAGCUCUCAUGUAGCAUACAUUAUUUGUAGUAAGUAGCUAGUACAAUUGUAGUCAUUGCUUGCUCCGCCAAAGUGCCAAUAGGCUUGUUUUGAUCCUAUGUAACUAAACUAAAGCUACUGGUAGAAAGAUAGAAUAACCACAAAGCCAUUGUUAUAACAACCUUUAAAAAGC
Molecule: messenger RNA, 1910 nt
Organism: Seminavis robusta
Lineage: Eukaryota; Bacillariophyta; Bacillariophyceae; Naviculales; Naviculaceae
Source: the annotation of a GenBank genome assembly